This is a messenger RNA of Rhincodon typus (whale shark), 1616 nucleotides long. It is a transcript of the gene cep104, whose product is annotated as centrosomal protein 104. Gene Ontology annotation, cellular component: cilium. The transcript is spliced from 10 exons. Lineage: Eukaryota; Metazoa; Chordata; Chondrichthyes; Orectolobiformes; Rhincodontidae. The record is from RefSeq and is a predicted model, not a curated record.
AAUUAACGUUCCAUAAAAACCAUGUCAACAGAUACAACUUGUACAACCAGGUUGCCCUGGUAGCUGUUAAUAUCCUUGGAGAUCCAGUAGAACACAGUGAGACAAGUAUAACUCCCACAAAAGAUAAGCUGAUUGAUCACUAUCUUGGUCAUAGCCCAAAUGACCCAGCACUUGAUGGGACUUAUGUCAGUAAAUCUGAGAUUAUAUCACCCCUGGAUGACCUUGCCUUUGACAUGUACCAGGAUCCUGAAGUGGCUCAAAUCAUACGUAAAUUGGAUGAAGAGAAACAUGAAGCAGUUAAACAUGAACGCUAUGAUUUUGCAAAGAAACUUAAACAAGCUAUAGCUGACCUUCAGAAGGUAGGAGAGCGCCUGGGCCGUUAUGAGGUGGAAAAGCGCUGUGCAAUUGAGAAGGAGGACUAUGACCUGGCCAAACAGAAGAAGCAGCAAAUGGAUGAUUAUAGGAUGAAGGUUUACCAGCAGCUAGAGCUACAUAACUUGCUGGACAUGGGAACGAUCCGAAAGCUUCCUGAGAUUCCUCUUGAACCAGUGGAUCAUCCUAAUAGAAUUCAACAGCAGCAAAUGGUUUUGGGGCUUAAAUCUGCAUCAGUGGUGGAAACUCAUCUGCAGGAGUCAUCUGAUGAAAGCCUCGGACUGUAUCUGACCCCUGGAAAGUCACAAUGGUCUCCCAUACCACAGCAGCAUACUCCUACUCCACCUGCCAGAUUACCAUCUCCAAGGGUCGAUAGCAGCUCACUUCCCUAUGAUGAGAGGCCACUUCCAACUCAACACAAACCUGCAGAAUUAUAUGGCGUACUACAGUUGGAGGUUAAUGAACCAGCUGCAGUAAACCUAGACUCUUCACCGACAUCAAGAAGUGGAAUCACAGGAGAACCAGAACCACUGACUGAAAAAGCUAUCAGGGAGGCUAGUUUUGCCAUUGAUUUGUUUGGUGAGGCUCUGGUGACUGGUGCAUAUUCUAAAACCUGGUCAUACAGAGAAGAUACUUUACUGGCUGUGUAUAAAAAGCUUUCCAUGAUUCCUGAAGGCACACCCAAGGAUGAAGUAAAGAAUAUGUUGAAAGCAGCAAUCUUCCUCAUUCGUAGAGCUAUGAAGGACAAAGUGUCAUCUGUUUUUCAAGCAUCUCUGAAGUUACUAAAAAUGCUGGUUACACAGUAUAUUCCAAAGCACAAGCUGGGCAAAGUAGAAGUCACACAUUGUGUGGAGAGAUCAUUACCCAUUCUCCUUAGCAAGACUGGUGAUGCCACAACACAUCUUCGAGUGGCUGCAAUGAAUUUUAUCCAGGAAAUGGCAUUACUUAAAGAAGUACAACCCCUUCACAUUAUCCCACCCCAGUUAAUGCAGCCUUUGAAGCCACAAGUUCCAGGCCGCUUGGUAGUAAAUCAAAUUGAGUUGGUGGAACGCUUGCUGAAGGAGUUGGGUACAGAUAACAGUGGCUUUACCGUAGACAAUGUCAUGAAGGUGAGUGAUGAACUUUAAUAUAAUAACUGGCUGGUCAGAGAGCCAAUUUUUUUUUUGUUUGUUUUAUUUAUUUGGAAUGUUGUUGCACCGUUGGAACAGAUUUUCACAUACCUACUGUCUGUCCUCCAGUUCUAA